Messenger RNA from Gasterosteus aculeatus aculeatus (three-spined stickleback), 7188 nucleotides. The record is from RefSeq and is a predicted model, not a curated record. Lineage: Eukaryota; Metazoa; Chordata; Actinopteri; Perciformes; Gasterosteidae.
CGAGGCUGUUGUCGAGUUGACACCCUCCCCAAACCUCGGCAGCAGCUAAGCUGCACAGUCGACAUGGCAAGAAAAUAUCGCAACAAUUUCCUAAAGAAAGAUGAAAAUCUUCCAAGUCUUUUGGAAUGAUAUUCAUCAUGAGAUGUGAUCCAAAAUCCACAAUGUGUGAGGACAUUUAAGAACAAUUGAGUUCGGAAGACAAAUUCUUGAUUCCAGUGGAAUCUUCCAUAUAUAUAUAAUUAUUAGAUUUUUUUUCUCUGUGUUAAAGCUUACAUACAAUUACACACUCGUCCGAUCAUCAUAUAACCAUGCCAGUGCAAGCACCACAAUGGACAGAGUUCCUGCUGUGCCCGAUCUGCACACAGACAUUUGAAGAGACUGUUCGCCGGCCCAUCAGCUUGGGCUGUGGACACACUGUCUGCAAGAUGUGCCUCAACAAGUUGCACCGCAAGGCCUGUCCUUUUGACCAGACGGCCAUCAGCACAGACAUCGAGCAGCUACCUGUCAACACGGCCCUGUUGCAGCUUGUGGGAGGCCAGGUUCCUAAGGCUCAACCAGUUGCCUUGAUUACCAGUCCAGAGGACUCGCAGCAUUAUGAGGAGGCCAGACAGUGUGUGGAGGAGCUGGCCCUCUACCUCAAACCCCUCAGCAACACCCGAGGUGUGGGCCUGAGCAGCACGGCCCAGAGCAUGCUAAGUCGACCCAUGCAGAGGAAACUGGUGACACUGGUCCACUGCCAGCUGGUGGAAGAGGAGGGCCGCGUCCGAGCCAUGAGGGCCGCCCGCUCUCUGGGCGAGCGAACCGUCACUGAACUCAUCUUACAGCACCAGAAUCCACAGCAGCUCUCCUCCAACCUGUGGGCCGCUGUGCGCGCACGGGGAUGCCAGUUUCUAGGCCCAGCCAUGCAGGAGGAAGCUCUGAAGUUGGUUCUUCUCGCUCUGGAGGAUGGCUCCGCGCUGUCCAGGAAGGUGUUGGUUCUGUUUGUGGUUCAGAGGCUUGAGCCGCGCUUCCCACAGGCCUCGAAGACCAGCAUUGGCCAUGUGGUGCAGCUGCUCUACAGAGCCUCCUGCUUCAAGGUGACCAAACGGGAUGAAGAUUCGUCCCUGAUGCAGCUGAAAGAGGAAUUCCGCACCUACGAGGCUCUGCGGCGCGAGCAUGACUCUCAGAUAGUUCAGAUAGCCAUGGAGGGUGGACUGCGCAUCGCACCCGACCAGUGGUCCUCUCUGUUAUAUGGAGAUCAAUCUCACAAGUCACAUAUGCAGUCUAUCAUAGAUAAGCUGCAGACUCCGGCGUCUUUUGCUCAGAGUGUCCAGGAGCUGACGAUUGCGUUGCAGAGGACCGGAGACCCAGCCAACCUAAACCGGCUGCGGCCCCACCUGGAGCUGCUGGCCAACAUUGAUCCCAGUCCUGACGCUCCUCCUCCCACGUGGGAGCAGCUGGAGAAGGGGCUGGUAGCAGUGAAAACAGUGGUGCACGGGCUGGUGGACUUCAUCCAAAACCACAGCAAGAAAGGAGCCGACCCUCAACAGCCUCCUCAGCACAGCAAGUACAAGACGUACAUGUGUCGGGACAUGAAGCAGAAGGGAGGCUGUCCUCGUGGAGCCAGCUGCACGUUUGCGCAUUCUCAGGAAGAACUGGAGAAGUAUCGUAAAAUGAAUAAGCGCUUGGCAGCCCGCCUCCCCGGCUCUGGGGGUCUCAUGUCGGAUGAUGGUCUUCCUCUUGACGUCGGAGUGACCCGCAAGCCCUCGCCGCUCACCAACGGUAGCGGCGGGUCCUCCUUGCCCCAGCUUAUUGCCCGCGGCACUGACACGAUCCCGUAUGAACUGUUGCGUAAGCCCAUGAAGAUGGAUGGAGGGAGUCCCAGCGCGCCGGGAUCCCCACCCGAUGGGAUGGACUCUGUGCUGCCCAAGCCUGGUAUGCCACCUCAUGCCAUGGCCCAUUCCAGGAUGCCAGUGGACCACCUCUCUGGGGUGAAGCACAUGCCCGUGGUAGCCAGAGGUUCCCCCGUCUACCCUCAGGCACCGCACCCUGAGAUGUGCUAUGACUCUCGCCCGCCCCCUUCUGCUUCUCAGUAUGACCCCCCCCAGUACCCCACAGGCUACCCUUACCAACAGCCACCGCAGUACGUCCCCCGGGACUACAUGCGCAACCCGCCCCCACCCAGCGAGUCAGGACCCCCUUACCAGGACCCCUAUCCUGGGUAUGGCCCUCCAGAGCGCUCGUACCAGGGGCCUCACUCUGGGCCGCCUUUCUCUUACCCUCACCCUUCACACCAUGACCGAGGUCGCCACGGGAACUACAAUGGCCCGCCGCCUCCCCCGCAGGCGUACCCGUCACAGAGGGAAGGACUGGUCCGGAUGAGUCCCGCUCCUCUUGACAUGCCCCCGCCGUCAGUUGGACAGGCGAACUCCCUUUACCACCAGGAGCCCAGUUCACGUGAUCGAUACCCUCCAGAUGGCUACUAUACGCAGGGGGCCCAGCCUCCACCUAUGAGGGGUUAUGUCAGGGGGCCGUCGUAUAGUGGUUCACAGCCCAGCCUCGACUACCUGCACCGACGCCGGCAGGAGCUGUUAUCACAGCUGGAGGAAAGGAAGGUCAUAUCUCCUCCACCAUUCGCUGCCUCGCCCACUCUCCCUCACACCUUUCCCAGCGACUAUCCUCCAGAGUAUGGCGAGGAGAACCCAAAAACCAUGGUUAAGUGCAGAGAGCCCGACUACGCAGGGCAGUACUCUCCCUGGUCUUGUGAGACCAUUGGCUCCUACAUUGGUACAAAGGAUGCCAAACCCAAAGAUGUUAUGGGACCUGGUAGCAUGGACAUGAUGAAUGCAGAGGCUAAGAGUCUGAGGGAACAAUCACUGGAGGCUCCUCGGAGGGGCACAGAUGUGAAGGACGAUGACCCCAUCAUCCCAUUUGGCCCCCAGCCCACCGUGUCCCGCUUCGGUGCCAUCUCCCGGACGUCCAAGACAGGCUACCAGACCACAGGCCCCGGGCAGGCAAUGGCCUCCCCUCCUCAGAACCAGAGCUCUAAACAUAUGUCUGCUGAGUACGCAUAUGGAAGCCAUGGAGGAUGGGGUGGAGCCUCGUACCCCUCACACCAGACCGCCUCGUCCGCUCAGGGACACUUCAGUGAGCGUAUGCCUAUGGCAGCUCCAGACCGAGAGCAGUUAAAGAUUGAGCUGCAGCAGGUCAACCAGCAGAUCAACCAACAGACGCAGAUGCGAAGCAUGGAGGCUGCCAGUAACUCCUUGCUGCUGCAGAGGGAGGGCAGCGCGAUGGCAGGCCAGGCUGUGCAGGCCGGCCAGGCAGCCGCUCAACAGCAGGCCAAGUGGCCAGCAGUGGGAGCCAACAGCACCACAGUCUCCAGCGAACAGCUGAGCCUGGAGCUCCACCAGGUGGAGAGAGAGAUCGGCAAAAGGAUGGCUUUGGAAAACCAAGUCCCCCAUGAUGUUCAGCAGUAUAAGAUUAAACCUGCAGAGAAUGGACAACCAGAGCAUAAAACUCAGCUAGAAGAGAUCUCCCUGGCUCUUGGCGAGGUGUCGAACGGAUCCAACAGUCUCCAAGAAAGUGCAGUGGGCGGGUCCAUGCUGUCACUGACCAAUAAGACGUCUGCUAUGGGCUUGUGCUCUGAUUCCGGCGCCACUGGUUCAGAAAUGCAGAAGAAUGGCGUCCAUUCCUGCUCAUAGGCGCAGUACACACUCGCACACACACAACCACACAUGCACACACUCAAGAUGCUCAAUUGAAAAGCAUGCACAGGCACCCAUUCUAUUUAGAAGAUGAGCAGUAUCUGCCGUGAUAUGAAUUUUCUUUCUUUUUUGUUCUGUGAAUGAGCUUUUUUUUAAUGACUUUCCUUGCCUGGAAACCAGAGCAUAUGAUAACAUUUCUCGUGUGUGCAUUUUUCUUUCGUCUAUUUUUUUUUUUUUUUACCGGAGUUAAACAUAAACAAAGCUCAUCAUAGAUAUAUCAGGAAGAGAAAAUGGUGGUGAUGUUGACAGUGGUAUUGUAAUUUCAUUCAAAAAAAGGUUAGGCCUAUUCCAUUCUUAAUAAACAGUCAUGUAUUUAAUCGAUCCUCCCCAGGUAGGAUUUGUGUUCAGCUGAAGCAGCAAACCGUGCAGAGGAGCAGGUCCCACACACUCGGAAGAGAAUUAUCUGGCGAUCUGUGAAGGUAUUGUAGGAAUCGGCGGAAACGCGUCACUUGGUACUCAACCCCAGAAUCGUAAAAAAAAAAAAAAAAAAUUUUUAAAAAAGUUGUGUUUGCUCGGAUGGAGACGAUCUGAGGAGGGAAAAGCAGAACAAUAUUCCACCAGUAUUCAGCUGAAACGAAGAAGCGCUGUGGUACAGAAAUCACUUUUUGCGGCACACGCGCGUCUUCGCCUGCCACCAGAAGUAUGAUUUUUAUGAAUGCGUUUUAUGAACACAUCAUGUAUGUUUCAUACUUGAUAGCAGUAUAUUCUAUAUUUAAUUGAGGCAUUCUGUUUUAAAGAGUGCAGCGAGUCUUUUUGAUAAUGAGCUUUCCACUUUUUUUCUAUAUAAGGGAACCUGCUAUGUGCUUCUCUCGGCUGCGGUGUGACCCUGAUGUGGUUUGGUUUGUGACGGCUCUCCGCUGCAUUCAGUCCUUGCUGAUUACGCUGCGGGACCCUUCACAGCGUGCCCCAAAUGACUUCUUUUGGGGGGCGACUGGAGAGACCACCUCUCUGCAUCGGGAGUCGGUCGGCUCAGUGUCUUUAUGAAUUGGGCAAAUUGAGCAGUUCCCUCCUCAGAGCAUCUCGUCGAGCCACACCAAAGGCCUCCCCAUUGGGAUUAUCUUGUCGUUUGUUGUCCUAACUUCUAUGAAGUUGCCUUCCCUUGUGUUCUUUCGUUCGGUUCGUUUUUUAAUUUUUUCAUGCUUUGCUUUGUUACGAUUCGAGGGGGGGGGGCGUGGCUUAAUGCCGUCCGUUGUGAAAUAGUUGAACUCCAAGCAAAACCUAAACUCGCCGUUUGCACUCCUGGUAGCGGUCGUAGCGUUUUAGGCUACGCAAUACAUAAAAAAAAAACCUGUUUACAGUCAACGAUACUGAUAACCAAACGUGCUCCAGCAUCGCAUUGAGUACAUUUAAGCAUUUCUAUCGGCGAGUAUUACAAUAUCAUAUCUACCUUCUCCCACCUGGGUCAUCAUCACCACCAUCACCACUAUUAUUGCUCUGUAUCCACCAUGCAGAUUGUUUACUGCUGAUGCUCGCGUGUCGAGCUCUUUGCCUUCUGUAAACAACGAGCGUGAUUGGCUCCGGCCCCACAGCCGGGUAGAGAAGACUCUCUGGGUCGAGUUGUUUUGGGUUGAACUUUGACCCCUGCUUUUGGUCCUCGGGGAAAAAAAAACGUUGUGACAAAUCCCUCACGAGUGAGUUGAAAACCCGAUGUCGUGUGUCCCUGGCGUGGGCCGUUUGAUAGGAAUCUCUUCCAAUAUGUCAGCGCCAUGAUGCUAGAUGUUUUUGUUUUGUUAUUUUUUAUUUUCCUCCCCCACUUCAAUCAUCUGGCUGCUCCUUGCUACAUUUAUUGUUUAGGUACACAGCUCACUUAUACAUAUGAGUAUGUAUACAUACAUUAAUAUACUAAAGCACUAUUAAUGUGCCACCUCUUAUUUUACUCGCUCAGCAUUUAUAUUAAAUGAUCUCUAUUUAGAAUCAGCAAAAUGUUUUUGUUUCGUCGUUUGAUUUGUUUUCUGUCCAUUGGUUGCCAACACAGACUUUAUCCUUUCCCAGACGAAGGACUUCUGUGCGCGUUCACUUAAUCUUUUGUGUUCAAACAAAGAUGUUCUCUAUAGACUAUGCUUCCGAAGAAGACGACAAAAUUCUGUAACUUUGGAACAUUUGUGGAGAAGUUUUGUGUGUGCUAAGUUGUAUUGUAGAAAAUGUACCCGACGUUUUGGUUUUUUCUCCCACAAGGUGUGCUGUACUGGGUAAUAGUUUUGAGGUAUUAGAAAAGUGUUGGGGGUCCCCCCCCCCCCCACGCAUGUCCCUUAGAGGAUAUUCAGGAAGUCUCUGAGGAGAGGUUGGCCUUAAAUCCUCUUUGCAAUGUCCCUUUACCUUGUCGGCUUUCGGAGCACGAGGUCAUUUCUAAAAUAGUAAAACACACUGAAUUGGACUCUAGUAGAGGCCCCCUCACUUUUUGAAAAUUUGAAUGCAGAACAGCGACAUGCAAAUAAUGAAAAUCUCAAGAUUUGACUGACAGCAAAAUUUACUCUUUUUCUUUUAAGGAAAUGUUGAUCUAGUUCGGUUUGUAGUCCUUUUCUCUUUUGUUUUUUUUGUUCUGUUCCUGCAAUAGUUGAGUGAAUUUACUGACCCUGCAAGUCUUACAGUCUUUAAUGCAUCAUCUGACCUGAUGUGUAGUCAGCAGCUAAGAGAAUCUGAGUGACAUUCACACAAUAGCUUUGUUCCCCUUACACGCAUAUCUACGAGAAAUUGUCCCACCAGCUUUAAUUCUGCUGUUGAAAUGCCGCAAACUGACAACAGGUUGGUGUCGAUUGAUUAUGACGUUCCUCCACCUCUCGAAGUACAAGUCUACCAAAACGAAUGAGGCUGAACCACCUUUAGCUGAGGAGGAGCCACCGCCGUGACUGGUGGGCUGGUUUACUGGAGAGUAAACGGCAAAGAUGUUCAUUGCAAUCUCCUGUGUGUUUUUGUAUCUGAGUGGAACUGCUGCCCCCCCCCUCCUCAUUUACAGAACAAGUUAAGCCCUCCACCCCCCCCCCCCCCCCCCCCCUCUUGACCACUGAACUCUGUUACUGCUGUUUGAGGCUCACAUUUUAUUCCCUGACUUUCUGGGGAAAUUCGCAAAUGGCUAUUUUAUAUGAUUACUCCCUUGUAAAAUAUCUCUUAAAUUAAGGUACAGGUUUGAUUUCAGCAAGAAAAACGUUUUUAUAUGUAUAUUAUACUCCAUUAAGGAAUGUCUAGAAAUAUCUUCCUCCAAUGUGGAUGUAGCCAUUAUUACGCCAUUUUAUGACUUUGUAAGAGAAUUCACUGUGUGAAAAUUGGUUUGCAUUUUUGUAUAAUACAAUCUGCUUUUUUUUUCGUUUGAUACGAGAGGGAGGUCAAACAGGAAGUUUGAAGAGAGAAAAAAAAAAUGAACCUGUGAAAUUGAGAAAACAAAGUAACUUAUGUACAACAGUGAUUCUACGCUGAGGGGAAAUGAUUAAAUGAUAUUGCUAACUGA